AGAAUCGCGACAACCUCGCAAAGAAAAGCCCCCCCCCGUUCCAACUCUCAGCUUGCCAAAAUCGCCGCAGCCCUCGCAAAGCGCCAUCUUCCCAGGACCACCUCUCUCCUGGGAAUCCUUCAUUGCUGCCCAACAAGGGCGAUUGGCCAAAAAAGUCAAGUGCGGUCCGAACAGGCAAUGCGCUAAACUCGUACAAAGCUCUCAUUCCGAACAACCAAUAACUUAAAACAUACAUAUACAACAACAAAACACACAAACCUCAGCCCACCAUGCCGUCCAUACUCAACAUCGCACACAUGUGCUCCCACCUCCAAAACGCCUCCAAAGCCCGCCUCGGCCUCACCUCCAUCGCAAACACCAAAUACAACCUGCACCUCGCCCUCGCCCUGCACCGCUCCGGUUUCUUCUCGUCCGUCUACCGCGCGGGCCCGCAGCCCCCCACCGCCGAGCAAAUGGUCGCCCAGGUCCCCGAGCCCGUCACCAACGCCACCGUCGCCAAGAUGCGCAUCUGGCUCGGGCUCAAGUACUGGGAGGGCAAGCCCGUGCUUAACAAGGCCUCUGUGAUUAGCAAGCCGUCGAGGUUGAUGACUGUGGAUGUGCAGGAGCUGGGGAGGCUAACGAGGGGGUUCCCAACAAAGGUCAAGGGCGGGAUGGUGCAGGGGCUGGGUGUGGGCGAGUGUAUGUUUGUUUCGACGUCAAGAGGAGUGCUGGAGGUUAGGGAAGCGCUGGCGAGGAAAGUUGGUGGUGUUUUGAUGUGCCGAGUAUCAUAAAUUCAAUGUUUGAACAUGGGGGAAUGGGGGGAAAAAAAAGGAAAACUGGGCCUGGAGAUAUUGCGGCUUCAUGAUGUAUAUAUAUAUCGUCUCAUAAAGAAAUGGGGGGAGAGAAAAGUACGUCUCACUGUAUGAAUAGAAUGGAUUUCAAACAAAGGCAAGGUCUCAAAUCUACAAAGAAGAAUUGGAG
This is a messenger RNA of Trichoderma asperellum CBS 433.97, 960 nucleotides long. Its product is annotated as mitochondrial 37S ribosomal protein uS8m. Gene Ontology annotation, biological process: translation. Gene Ontology annotation, cellular component: mitochondrion; ribosome. Lineage: Eukaryota; Fungi; Ascomycota; Sordariomycetes; Hypocreales; Hypocreaceae. The record is from RefSeq and is a predicted model, not a curated record. Gene Ontology annotation, molecular function: structural constituent of ribosome.